Messenger RNA from Paraglomus occultum, 1222 nucleotides. Lineage: Eukaryota; Fungi; Glomeromycota; Glomeromycetes; Paraglomerales; Paraglomeraceae. The record is from the annotation of a GenBank genome assembly.
AUGGUCGAAGCUCCUAAACGUUUCAAGAUUUCUGUGUCUAACAGUGUGUUAGACGACUUGAAGGAAAGAUUGAAAACGGCGAGAUAUCCUGAUGAAUUGGAGGAUGCUGAUUGGGAAUAUGGAACACCCGUUACCAGUCUAAAAGAAUUCGUUGCAUUCUGGCAACAACGUUAUGACUGGAAUGAAGUAGAAAACAAGCUGAACGAGUUACCGCAGUUCACGCUAACUGCCAAUGGCUUAAAUCACCACUUUAUUCACAAACGAUCACUCCGCGCCAAUGCUAUGCCCUUGAUCCUUAUUCACGGCUGGCCGGGAUCGUUUUACGAGUUCGCAAAGGUCGCGAAUCAGUUGACUGAACCAGAAGGAGAUCAACAGCCAUUCCAUGUGGUUGUGCCAUCCCUACCCGGAUACGGUUUCUCUGAAAAACCAAAGAAGAGAGGCUACGGCAUUGCUGAAAUUGCCAAAGGAUUAAACGAAUUAAUGGUUAAACUGGGCUAUAAGAAAUAUUCUGCGCAUGGUGGAGAUUGGGGAGCCCUUAUUGCUCAUACAUUAGCUUCUUGUUAUCCGUCUGAAUGUGUCGCCGUUCAUAUUACAUUAGUCUUAUUCCCCCCACCGCCAUUGUGGAAUUUCCCUCUUGCACAUCUGAAGUUUCUCGCGAGUUCGAUAUUCGGUGCGGAAAGGACUUAUGGACACGAAGGGGCAAAACGACUAGAGAGACUUCAGGCAAUCAUGAAAACGGAAAUGGGAUAUUUCCACAUCCAAACAACUAAGCCUCAGAGUUUGGCAUACGGACUGAAUGACUCGCCGAUUGGAUUAUUGGCUUGGAUAUUGGAGAAAUAUCACGGAUGGACAGAUAGGAGAACAUUUGACUUAUCAAGCGAUGAGGCAAAAGAAAUAAUAGUGACUACAACAAUGCUCUACUGGGUAACAGAGACUAUUCCGUCCAGUAUGAGAAUCUAUAGAGAAUAUCGUGAUAAAAAUAUUAUGACUGGGUCAUUAUCUGACGGUGUAAUGACGUUAUCAUCGAAAGUUCCAACAGGCGUCGCAUUCUUCCCUUGUGACUUUCCUCCUUGUCCAAAGGAAUGGGCAGAAUGCUAUACGAACAUCCAACGAUGGAAGGAAUACGACAAGGGUGGUCACUUUCCUGGCUUGGAAUGUCCCGACGUUUUGACUAGUGACUUGCGCGAAUAUUUCGAUCUGCCGGUUGUUAAAAAGGCCUUCA